AUGACGGAGUUGCUUUUAGGUGUUGGUCAAGAUUUUUAUGGAGGACUAGAUGAAGCUCGUAUUGUUGUUGAGAAAUAUAACCAUUUUUCUGGUCGCAAGGUCAGAGUCGUCAAGAGAAAUCCAGAACGGUAUACGGUGGAGUGUUUUUACAAGGAGCAAUUUACUUGCGACUGGAAGUUCCAUGCAGCUCCGAAGACUUCCAAUGUGAAGGGUCAUUUAUUCCUCAAGACCUAUAACGGGGAACAUACAUGUUAUGCUGGUUAUAGUGACGGAACAAAGGAUGAUUCGGUUACGCGCGAACUUGUCAAGAGCUUGAUAUUUGACCAGAUCGAACAGAAUCCCAACAAGAAAUGCAGGGAUAUUGUUAGAGAAUUCAAAAGUGAUUAUGGGUUAGAAUUGAGCUACGAUCAGGUGCAUGCCGGGAAAGAAUUAUGUUUGAAGGAAUUGUAUGGUGAGGACACUAAAUCAUACACUGACUUGGUUUGGUGGUGUGAAGCCGUGAAGAAACAUGAUCCAAGAAGUAGGGAUGAUUUAGUUAUUAAAGGGGGCCAGUUUAAGAGUUUGUUCUUAGCCUUCGAUACUUGCAUCUCGGGUUUCGAAUAUUGUCGCCCGGUAUUGUUCUUGGAUGCAACUUUCCUAACUGGAAAAUUUAGGGGUUGUCUUAUGGCGGCUACCGGGAAGAAUGCGAAUAAUGGAAUAUUUCCUCUGGCAUACGCAUUUGAAGAACAAUUAUGCGGUAAGACCAACAAGAAAAAGGGAGAGCAUGGUGCUGCGAUGGAUUUGUUCAAACAAUGUUUUUAUUCAUCAACGCAUAAAGGCUUUCAUGAAGGUAUGCAAAAGUUGAAGGAUAUGGGAUGUGAUGGUCUUCACAAAUUCUUAAGUGACCUUCCAGUGGAAUGUUGGUCCAAUGCACAUUGUCUGGGAUGUCGUUAUGGCGACAUGUGUUCAAACAUUGCAGAUUCGUUCAACUCUUGGAUUAAGGAAGCAAAAGGUAUGCCUAUUGCAACACUUGUUAACUGGAUUAGACUUAAAAUAAUGGAUCAUAUGAGUAAAAGGAAGUUGAAGGGGGCGACGUAUAAAGGAUUCAUUUGUCCCAGGCUAGAGAAAAAAGUGAUGGCUUCCAUUCGUGCUGGUGUUCAGUGGAGAAUAACCAAGUCUGGGGAUAUGGAGUGGGAAGUUUUUGAUGGAAAGUACACACAUGCUGUUAAUAUUGCGAAAUUUCACUGCAGCUGUAGGGUUUGGUUUACUGAGCAGUUCCCUUGUGAUCAUGCUAUUGCGUGUAUGCAUUCAUCUAAGAUCAAUGUUUACGAGUACAUUAAUCCGUUUUUCAGCAUUUCCAGCUUCCGUGCUCCGUAUGAUCGUCCUAUCAAGCCCAUUCCCGAUUACGACAAUACUAUUGAUGUUGCUACUGGAAAUAUCGUGAACCCACCAACUGUCCUAGGAAAAAAACCUGGUAGGCCAAAGAAGAAGCGGAUUCCCAACACUGGUAGCGCAAGUUUCAAGAGACCAAUUACGUGCGGUAACUGCCGUACUCAGGCACUUCAUAAAAAAACGACGUGUCCUAAUCCUCCUGCGAUAGAGCAAUGUUAA
Molecule: messenger RNA, 1590 nt
Organism: Papaver somniferum (opium poppy)
Lineage: Eukaryota; Viridiplantae; Streptophyta; Magnoliopsida; Ranunculales; Papaveraceae
Exons: 4
Coding region: 1-1590 (529 amino acids)
Molecular function (GO): zinc ion binding
Source: RefSeq, a predicted model, not a curated record